UCCAGCCCAGCAAUCAACAACUGAGAUUACAAACCUAAAGAAAUCAGGACUCAUUUUGACUGCAAUUCUGACAUGUUGGCGAACCUUAAGAAGAGAGUCCAGGAAGGAGUGUGUGAAGUUCCUCCAACCAUGGAGGUUACACAAUCAUCCGCUAGCCUGGAGGAUACUGGACAGUCUCCACUAGAAGUACCUGAAGAAUCUAUACAUGGAGAACAACCACUAGGAAAUCCAAGAACAGACAUUGGAAGGAUUCUACUGCGCUUACAAGCUGGGCAAGAGUCUCUGCUUUCUGAGGUGGCCCAGUUAAGGACCUCAGUAGACCAAACAAAUGAGCAGCUUCAGGUAGCUGAAUCCCGACUCUCCUCUUUGGAACACAAAGCAUGUGCAAGCCAGCUAACUAACUCAAUCAUGUUGGCAUUACAGUCUGACCCCCAGGCAGUGCCUGCAGCAUCGGCAUCUUCCUUCAGCUCUCAACAAAUGACUUUGGAUGCUGCUCAGACUGCUCCACCAACUUCUCCUUCUGUGUACAGUGGGGACACAUCAAGCGAACCUCCUCUGUCUUCAUCAGAACAGUUCAGAAAUACAUCCAGCACCCAGGGGUACAGUGAAAUUGUGGAGAAGGCCCACCAAAUGCAUGCUGAUGCGUGGUCCCAGGAAAUGAACUUUAAGAGUGAGACAGCUCAUCUAGAGGCUGAGGAGUCUGAUAACCAGGAGGACACCUCCUCCAGAACAUCACCUCUGAUUACACCAGAGUGUGAGACAGAGCCACUGACUUUGACAAGCGCAGAAGAGACAGCUCUACCAGUGAUUACUUCUGUACGGUCCCUGGAGAGAACAUCUGAGAGUGGAGAUGCACCAAUUGAACCUGGCCCUCUGUCAUCAUCAGAACAGUUCAGAACUACAUCCAGCACCAGGGUGUACUGUGAGACUGAGGAGAAGGCCCACCAAAUGUUGCCUGAUGACUGGCUAAAGGAAAUGAUCUCUGAGAGUGAGACAGCUCGUAUAAAGGCUGAGGAAUCUGAUCAGCCGGAGGUCACUUGCUCCGAAGCAUUAUCUCUGAAUGCUCCAGAGUGUGAGACAGAGCCACUGACUUUGACAAGCACAGAAGAGGACCCCCAACCAGUGAUUACUUCUGUAUGGUCCCUGGAGAGAACCUCUGAGAGUGAGACAGCUCUUGCAAGGGCUGAGGACUCUGAUCAGCAGGAGGACACCUCCUCCAGAGCACUGCUUUCCAUUGCCCCAGAGUAUGAGGCAAAUCCACAGCCCUUGAAGAGCACAGAAGAGGCAGCUCUACCGGUGAUGGCUGCUGUAGGGUCCCAAGAGACAAUAGCUGAGAGCAAAACCACUCGUAGAGAGCUUGAGGAAUGUGAUCAGCAGGAGAACAACUUCUCUGGAAGAUCAGCUCAAGCAUAUAUGCCAGAGCCACAGCCUUUGACAAGUACCCUUCUGGAGACCCCACAGGCCACACCACCAGCUGCGAUGGAGAAGAAAGCACCAGGGAGAGAUACACAGAUGUCCAAAAGACAUUCCACCAACAAGAGAUCCAGCAGCACUGCUUUGAAUAGUACCACUACCUCUGCUGGGACUCUCCGUUGCCUUCCCUCGUCAGCCCCUGCAGAUGGGGGGCCUCCCACCAAACGUUGCCGACAGACAUCCAUUGCCUGGAUCUAUUUCACAAAGCAGCCCAAGAACAUUGCUACUUGCAGAGUCUGUGAAGAGGAUGUGCAAACUGGAAAAAUAGGAGCCUGUGGCAAUGUGGGCACUGCACCACUGCUCAGACACCUUGAGCAUAAACACAAGAUCCCAUCCAUUGUCUGGCAGCAUUUCAAAAUGUGGUCCAAGUUCUCUGCUACUUGCAGAUUCUGUAAAGAGAUUGUGGACAUUGGAAAAAUAGAUUGCAGCCGAGUGGGCACUGCAUCACUGCUCUCACACCUAACGCGCAAACAUGGGAUGCCCCAGGAGAAGGUGGCAACAUCUGGGAUGCCCCAGGAGAAGGUGGCAACAUCUGUGGUGACUGGAGCCGGGUCUGAGAUGCAGGAUGCAGAAAGACCUUCCACCACUGAGGGUCCCAGCAGAACCACCUCAGCUGCUUCACCUUCUACCACCCCCUCUCCAGGGACGCUCAGUCACCUUCCCUCAUCAUCCCCCACAGAAGUGAGGCCUCCCACCAAACGUCGACGGACAUCCAUUGCCUGGAAGUAUUUCACAAAGUGGUCCAAGUUCAAGGCUACAUGCACUAUCUGUAAAGAGGAUGUGAAAUUUGGAAAAAGAGUAGGCUGUGGCAAUGUGGACACUGCAGCACUGCACUCACACCUUAGGCGCAAACAUGGGAUCACCCGAGAGAAGGUGGCAACAUCUGUGGUGACUGGAGCCGGGUCUGAGAUGCAGGAUGCAGAAAGACCUUCCACCACUGAGGGUCCCAGCAGAACCACCUCAGCUGCUUCACCUUCUACCACCCCCUCUCCAGUGAAGCUCAGUCGCCUUCUCUCAUCAUCCCCAAAAGAUGUGGGGCCUCCCACCAAACGUUGUCGACAGACAUCCAUUGCCUGGCUGUAUUUCACAGGGCGAUCCAAAUUCAUUGCUACUUGCAGAGUCUGUGAAGAGGAUGUGCAAACUGGAAAAAUAGAAGCCUGUGGCAAUGUGGGCACUGCAGCACUGCUCAGACACCUUGAGCAUAAACACAAGAUCCCAGCCAUUGCCUGGCAGCAUUUCAAAAUGUUUUCCAAGUUCUCUGCUACUUGCAGAUUCUGUAAAGAGAUUGUGAACAUUGGAAAAAUAGGCUGUGGAGACAGAUUUGAAAAAUGA
Molecule: messenger RNA, 2805 nt
Organism: Gekko japonicus
Lineage: Eukaryota; Metazoa; Chordata; Lepidosauria; Squamata; Gekkonidae
Product: serine-rich adhesin for platelets-like
Exons: 3
Coding region: 73-2805 (910 amino acids)
Molecular function (GO): DNA binding
Source: RefSeq, a predicted model, not a curated record